Linum trigynum is the source of this 3417-nucleotide messenger RNA. Lineage: Eukaryota; Viridiplantae; Streptophyta; Magnoliopsida; Malpighiales; Linaceae. The record is from the annotation of a GenBank genome assembly.
GCUUCUAAAAUAAAGGACUAAUAUUUUUCCUAAAACAGUUAACCGCUCCUUGGGAAACUUGUUGCUCUGCUUGGUGGGGGGAAAUGUCAAAAUCUGGGAUUUGAAGCUGUGCCAAGCAGAGUUCGCACACAAUCAUGUAGUGAAUCGGAGCACCGGUUUCAGCUCGUUUCCGUGUGGUUUAUGCGCGUACCCCGCGCAGGCUGCUUGAUAUGAUGGCACUACCUGAUAAGACUCGCACUCACUGCAAAGCUGCCGAAUUUGCUAAUACCUUGCAGGAAGUGCACCAGAUGGUUCGGGCAAACUUGGAAGCGGCUGCGGGCAAGUACAAGAAGACAGUCGACAAGAAACGACGACAUGUAGAGUUCAACGUGGGCGAUUUUGUGUGGGUUUUCCUCACCAAGGACAAGGAUUGCUUCUCUGUUGGGGGCUAUAACAAGCUGUCGGCCAGGAAGAUCGGGCCAUGGAAAUAAUCGAGAAGAUCAAGCUUCCCAACCAUCUGCGCACGUCGGAUGUCUUCAAUGUUAAACAUCUGGUUCCACUUGCUGGUGAUGAUUCGGAUCGGAUGACAACAAUUCGAGGGCGAAUUCUGUUCACCAAGGGGAAGAUGAUGCAGUGACGGAUGUGGAGAAUCAGUUCGUGGAGAGCCGAGACAAGAUGAAACAAAGGUGGCAAUUGGAUCGGAUUCGUGGAUUCGUGGAUUGGAUUGGUGGAUCCAUGGAUCAAAUGGAUUGGAUCCAAUGGAUUGGUGGAUUCAUGGAUUGUAUCAAAUGGAUUGGUGGAUUGAUUCUAUACUUAUACAUAUACUUUUUAUACAAAUUCUUUUAUGGUAUAACUUGAACUUUGUACCUUUAUGUGAUGAUACAACUUCAAGUUAUAAAGUUGUACCAUAACAUAAUGAUACAAAUUGCUUUAUGGUACAACCUAAACUUAUACAUUUAAUGUUAUGGUACAACUUUGAGUUGUACAUCAAAACACCAAUGCUAUAUAGCAUAGUAGAAGUGCUCUAAUUUUUCAGGAAUCGAAGUUUUGCAGAGCACGUAGCUCUUUUUCCAAGUUCGAGUCUUUGUGAAUCGAUCUUGAUGCUAUUGAUCUAGUAAUUCCCAAAAUCAAUAGAUUAGUGACGAUUGCUCGUUUGGUAUCCAGCGGGAUUAACGAAUUUGCAAUUUUAUCCAGGUACACACUGCGUCAACGGGAGAGAUAAUACUUUUUAGAUUUCACUAUAAUCGGCUCUACCCCAUUCACGAUACAUAGUUCUUCUUUUUAUAGGUUUGACACCACAAACCCACAGCUAAGGCUAAUAUGGCAAAGUUAAUUGCAUCUUGGAAAAUUAUGAUUGAGCACGUACUUAGCCUUACCAUAUAACUAACACAAAAUUAGAGCACAUUGAUAAUUAUGUACAUCAAUGUGCUCUAAUUUUGUGUUAGUUAUAUGGUAAGGCUAAGUACGUGCUCAAUCAUACAUAAUUAUCAAUGUGCUCUAAUUUUAUGUUAAUUUUAUGUCACUAUAAAAAAGAGGAGCAUUGGGUACGAAUAUAGGAGACAGCUAUAUUAUUUGGUCUUCGGAAACACAAUACUAAGUAAUUUAGGAGACAAAACAAUAAAACUGUCCCCAUAGAUUAAUUGUUAAUUAAUUAAUUGGUUUGAGCUUUUUUAAGUCGUCCUCAGAGGAGGGUGAAAAGUUUCGGCGGCUUUACAAGGAAAAUAAGAGAGCUUGGCGGGCUUUACGGGAUCCAUUAAUUGAGCCUAAAGUCUGAUUUUCCUUGGGCGGGAAUGAAGCCACCAAUCAACUAAAUUUUUAUUUAUAAUAAUUAGCUAAUAUUUUCAGAAGAACGCUUAUCGGAAAAAAUUUCAAUUAUAGGGUUUAGGGUUUUUCCCAUAGUAAAUCCAAACCAAUGAUAGGCAACUGGAAUAAAAGACACCUAGCACCCUCUGCCGCAGCACCGUGUUGGUCGUCCCAGCCCAACCCAGGAAAGAAAAACACAAUUCUUUAUGGGUUGGCUGUAAUUUCUUCGAAUGAAUUGAAAUCAACAACUUGGCGAGUGUAGUCAAAAGUUGAUUGGUUGCAUAUUUUGUUGAAUUAUUGGUUCUUGGUUCAGAGAGAUUUUUUUUUCCAGAUCUUCCCGUCUAGUUGAAGAAAAUUUCUGAAACCACAAGAGAUUUGGAGAUCGUAUUAGUCUUGUUGCUCGUCUUGGCAAGGUAAGUCUGAUUUCUCGAUUGUUCUUUCUGUAUUUCUUCUUAUUCUACUGAAUCCAUCAAAUCCCAUAAAACUUUAGUUUUUUUAUGUCUCUAAGUAAUUGGUUUCAUGCUUUGUUAUCGAUUUACUCUAACCCCCAUGUUGAUCGGUGGAGAAUUCCGGCCCAAUUUCUGGGAUACCUGCUUCCCCUGUUUAAUUUACGAUUGAAAGGACUGGAGUCCUUUAAAAGAAUUCAAUUAACCUAUAUUUGAUAUUUCUUUGCUGGACAAAUUAGAAUUCACCUUAGCUUAAGUUUCUCUUUCCAGCUACGAGAUCUAGUUAGUUCCAUAUUUACCCAUGGAUUACUUUUUCUAUUGCUAGGUUUAGUACUUGAUUUAUGAUUAUAGCUUAUAUUUGUAGCUACAUAGCCAUUCCGAUCUUCUAACAAAGUUAGUUCGCCAUUUCCUUCUCCAUUGGUUUUGGUUGUUUGUGCCUCCGUUGUUCAAAUUCUAUUGGCUUGCCUGAAUAACUAGUAAACAGCAGCAUUGGAAGGAAUUGAAAUACUGUACAAUUUUAUUCUUUCCAAAAUCAUCAAUGACAUAAGGAACUUCACCUGCCUAUGAGUUGUUGGGAGUUGAAAUUACUACUUUUAGUACGUUCACUCAUGUUUUAAUUUGGAUAAUUUCUCAAUUGUAUUUGUAUAAGGUGAUCUUAACGACUUUCUCCUGUAGGAAAUGAAAUUUUUGUAUCAUGUCAUCUUAUAAUCUUUUCAUGGUUGUGAGAAUGAUUAAGUUUAAUGGUCACAAACUCUUCGAACUCUUCUUAGUCCAUUCCUUCAUCACAGGUAAUUUGAUUUCACUUAAAACUUAACUUUUCAACUUAAUGGUAAUAACGUAGCUAUCUUGUCUUCUUUGCUUUUUAAGUCCUUUAUAAUGAUGCGUCUAUUUUUCCCCUUGCCUACCUUGAAUAUGCUUUGUCAUGUUCAAUCAAAUUAGCUGAGUAGCCGAGUAUAGUUACUAACUUAAUCCUAUGUAUUGUUUUGUCAGAAAGAAGAGUCCAAAUGCUCAAAAUCCAUCUCCUUAUAACGGGACUAAUUGUUCUUGUGUAUGUUUUAUAUAUUUGUUAGGUAGGUAACGGAUACUCUACUCGGUGCAUCAAGUGUUAAAGGGACUAAUUCACUAUGAGGUACUAAGGUAAGUUUUGAAGUAGUGAUUAGAUGAUAUAUAAUAAUUAUGUUAUAGUUUC